Molecule: messenger RNA, 1604 nt
Organism: Pseudo-nitzschia multistriata
Lineage: Eukaryota; Bacillariophyta; Bacillariophyceae; Bacillariales; Bacillariaceae
Source: the annotation of a GenBank genome assembly
GUUUUACUGAUGCUUAUUUUGCGUCGUAAGGUUCUCUUCUUUGGUCGCGUUUAAUCUCAACAAAAAUCUUGCCGAAAGCCAUCUCAAAACAAGACUCGCAAUUGAAAUUAMAAAAUCUUGUGAAACCGUCCCUCGGAUUCCGCUCCUCUCACAACCCCAAUCAAACGAACUCCGAAAGGACCGAUAUGUUCCAACGCUUUUUUGUCUAAUAGCACACAGGUCGCAAUAUAUAUUUUCCAUCGUGAUACUCGGGAUACGAAGACAGAACUACAAUGAAAUUAUACGAUCUUUUCCUCUUUGCAGCCCUUCAUUUGUUGCCGAUCCAAGUACGAGCCGGAACUACAGCCACAACGACAACGCAAACUAGAAGAUUAAGAGGGAAACCGGCAAUUCAUACUCGAACAGUUCAUAGUCACGACAAUAAAAACGGUGAAAAUGAGAAACAUGAGAGCUUGUUGGAUCCGCGCCCGCAGAAUACAAUGACGAGGCAAAACGUCGACACGGAGCUGAUUGAUGAACAAGAAGAAACGCCACAAGAAGCUCAAAGAAAAAUGAGAAACGACAAAAAACUUUAUGCAUUACCUGCGGGAAAUCUGAGUCGGAAUUUCAACGCUACGUUGUACAAAGAACUAAUCAACGCUCCCUUCGAAAUUUAUGAGUCUGCAUUUGGUGUUGGUAAAGAAGAAAGAGAGGAAUCAUUCCCUGUUUUCAUUGUUCCAGAUUGGCGAUCGGACAACACAGGCAUAUUUUCUGCUUUUUCGAGGACAGCAACACCUCUCACUUUCCAAAACAUGCAAACUUUGCUCUCCUGGGACGAAAUUGUCGACGCCAGCACUGGAGCCGAAGAAGAGCUCCUGAGUUUCAUGUCUCUCAACAACUUUCACGCAUCUCUUUUCAUCGGGAAAACACUCGGAGAUGCUGCGUCGCAUACACCAUUCCUCGGUCUUAUUGUAUCGUACCAUCAGCACUCGCAGAAGAACAUUCUAGUUCCAUUCGCUAAGCUGGACCAUUUUUUUCACGAUAGCUCCGAAAAACAUUUGCUCGUCGAGUCGCAAGUCAAGGUCGAUCAUGACCUUUUGCACGAAAUACUUGACAGUGAACGAGCAUUCAACACAACAAACUCAUUCUUCCACCCGGAAAUCAUUGCCGAAACACAUAAGAAUAACAAAAGAGAGCAACUAGAAGACGUCGAAGCUCUUCACUUCAGACGUCUCUUCCAGCUUCUGAUCCGACGGACUUUUCUGUUUUCUUAUGGAUAUGCUGAUUGUCUGAUGGUAGAGCCCCACAAUCUUCGAACUUGUCUAGACGAUACCUUUUCCCUUGUGGUUCAGAUGGAAGCUUCUAUUCGGGACGCUAUUGACGAUCAAUUAUUAAAGGACUUGGAGGCUGUCACCCAAAUAGAGAACUCUUCCAGGUACCGAGAGGCCUGUGUUUUGGUAGAUAUGUACGGCACGAGGGCGUGCUCAGAUUCUCCGAACAGCAAUGUUCGGGGCUUGGGAAGAACUGCGUAUUCUUCUCUUUCUUCCACCUUCCUGUGAUAGACGAAGCAAGGUGAUAUCGCUAAUUAUAGAUUCUGUACUGUAAAAUAGACUUUUAAAUUUACU